Messenger RNA from Pelobates fuscus (common spadefoot toad), 1544 nucleotides. RefSeq names its product sulfotransferase 2B1-like. NCBI's taxonomy places the organism in Eukaryota, Metazoa, Chordata, Amphibia, Anura, Pelobatidae. The transcript has 7 exons. Bases 148 to 1008 code for a protein of 286 amino acids. Gene Ontology annotation, cellular component: cytoplasm. Gene Ontology annotation, molecular function: sulfotransferase activity. The record is from RefSeq and is a predicted model, not a curated record. Gene Ontology annotation, biological process: sulfation.
UACGUGGCCCCAUUCCUACAUUUGCUCUUCAACCAAGUACAGUUUUUUUAUCUUCCUGAGUCGGAAGUUUAGAUAGCUUAUGCGCAAUUGUUUAAUCCAGGACUUGCUUAAAAUAACUUUAAAGAAUUUAAAAGAAACUGUUUCAAAAUGUUGCAAAUUUCCAGAGAAUUCAUGGAUUUUCAUGGAAUGAAAGUACCAGCAACAGUUCACACUGAAGAGAGCCUAAACUAUGCAUGGAAAGAGUUUCAAACACGUGAUGAUGAUAUUUUUAAUGUAACAUUUCCCAAAUCAGGAACCACAUGGGUACAAGAAAUUCUCUCUCUAAUUUAUAGCAAUGGAGACACAACAAGUGUUAAAACAGAGUAUAGUUGGGAUCGUGUUCCCUGGAUAGAGCAGUACCUUGGUCGAAGCAGACUUGAGAACCGUCCCUCACCUCGGCUUAUCACAACUCAUCUCCCUGUGCAAUUUUUUCCACAAAGUUUCUUCAAGACAAAUGCAAAGAUAAUUUGCACAAUUCGAAAUCCCAAAGACGUCUGUGUAUCCUUAUACUAUUUCUCCAAGGUUGCUCAGUUCAUGGAAUACAGAGAGGAUUUCCAAGAAUUUGUCUCAUUGUUUUUAAGUGAACAUGCUAUUUUUGGUGGCUGGUUUGAACAUGUGAAAGGUUGGUUAAAGCUGAAGGACAAACCAAACAUGCUGUUUUUGUCAUACGAAGAGAUGCUAAAGGAUCUUAGAGGAAAUGUUAUUAAAAUCUGUAAGUUUCUUGGGAAGGAGUUGGACGACGCAGCCAUUGAUUCAGUGGUCACUAAUUCCACAUUUAACGCCAUGAAAGGAAACAACAUGUCCAAUUACAGUGCAGUGCCUAAUUAUCUAUUCAACCAAGACAAAGUCUCAUUUUACCGAAAAGGUGUUGCUGGUGAUUAUAAAAAUCACUUUACUGAUGCUCAGGAAGAAGAAUUUGAUAAGGCUUACCAAGACUUUAUGAAAGAUGUGAACCUUACAUUUGCAUAGAAACAACUCAACGUUAUUGAUUGAAUAUUAUUCCACAACUACCUUUUGUACCAUCAUGAUGUUUUCAGAUAAUAAAGAAACAAAUGUAAAUAUUUAGCAUAUUGAUUUUCUUUUAUGCAAUAAUUAUUUCAUUUAUGUAUCAGAAAUUUGAGCAGGGUUUUCAGGUUAGGGUUCUAGUUAUUUAGUCAUUUUAAUGUAAUGUUCAUUCAUAGAAACCCAGAAUAAAUUAAUCUUGAUGGCUGAUGAGAAUCAGAACAGGCUAAAUUCUUGAUUUUCAUCAGAUCAGUGAGUUGGUAUCAAGUUUUAUUUACUCAUUAAUCUUACUAGUCUAUAUGAAAUGUUUAAAGAUUAUUCCAUGAAAUUACAACUCCUUAUGUACAAAAUACAUAUUGAUGUUGACCCAAAAUUUUCCUUUCUUGAACCUCAUUUCACAUUGAUGUUUGUUUUAGACUAAGUCCUCCUAAAGGAAAAAAAAACAAAUCACUGUCACGUGCCUUGUUAAUCCCUCUAUUGUAAUAAACAUAGUGUAAAAUUUA